This is a messenger RNA of Mesoplodon densirostris (Blainville's beaked whale), 3519 nucleotides long. RefSeq names its product DEAH-box helicase 35 (gene DHX35). The transcript has 22 exons. Gene Ontology annotation, cellular component: intracellular anatomical structure; catalytic step 2 spliceosome. Gene Ontology annotation, molecular function: RNA binding. The record is from RefSeq and is a predicted model, not a curated record. Bases 24 to 2210 code for a protein of 728 amino acids. NCBI's taxonomy places the organism in Eukaryota, Metazoa, Chordata, Mammalia, Artiodactyla, Ziphiidae.
UCCUCGGGACCUUUCACCCCAGCAUGGCUGCGCCCGUGGGACCGGUGAAGUUCUGGAGACCUGGUACAGAGGGACCAGGUGUCAGCAUCUCUGAAGACAGACAAAGUCUAGCUGAAAACUCUGCAACGACUGUUGUUUACAAUCCUUACGCUGCCCUUUCUAUAGAGCAGCAGAGGCAGAAGCUGCCGGUGUUCAAGCUUAGGAAUCAUAUACUGUACUUGAUAGAAAACUAUCAAACAGUGGUGAUUGUUGGAGAAACAGGAUGUGGGAAAAGCACGCAGAUUCCACAAUACCUCGCAGAAGCUGGCUGGACAGCCGAAGGAAGAGUGGUGGGAGUGACCCAGCCCCGAAGAGUGGCUGCUGUUACAGUUGCAGGGAGAGUGGCUGAGGAAAGGGGUGCAGUGCUGGGCCACGAGGUGGGCUACUGCAUCCGCUUUGAUGACUGCACCAACCCACUGGCUACGAGAAUUAAGUUUCUGACCGAUGGAAUGCUGGUCAGGGAAAUGAUGGUUGAUCCAUUGUUAACAAAAUACAGUGCCAUCAUGCUGGAUGAAGCCCACGAGAGGACCUUGUACACCGACAUUGCCAUUGGCCUGCUGAAAAAGAUUCAGAAAAAGCGAGGAGAUCUUCGAUUGAUUGUGGCUUCAGCCACCUUGGAUGCAGAGAAAUUUUGGGAUUUCUUUAAUCAAAAUGACACCAGUGACCCAACCAGGGACACGUGCGUGAUCCUUACGGUGGAAGGGCGAACAUUUCCAGUGGAUAUCUUUUAUCUACAAAGUCCUGUUCCAGAUUAUAUCAAAUCAACUGUAGAAACUGUGAUGAAAAUUCACCAGACAGAGGGAGAUGGAGACAUAUUAGCAUUUCUCACUGGCCAGGAAGAGGUAGAAACUGUUGUGUCUAUGCUGAUUGAGCAGGCUCGAGCACUGGGUCGGACUGGGAUGAAGAGACACCUCCGGGUUCUCCCCAUGUAUGCGGGACUGCCUUCCUUUGAGCAAAUGAAAGUGUUUGAAAGGGUGUCACGCACUGUCAGAAAGGUGAUAGUGGCCACCAAUGUAGCAGAAACCUCCAUCACAAUCAGCGGGAUUGUGUAUGUGAUUGACUGUGGCUUUGUGAAACUCCGAGCCUACAACCCCAGGACAGCUAUUGAGUGCUUGGUGGUGGUCCCAGUGUCCCAGGCAUCAGCCAGCCAGCGAGCAGGACGUGGUGGCCGCAGCCGCUCAGGAAAAUGUUACCGCCUUUAUACAGAGGAAGCCUUUGACCAGCUGCCUCAAUCCACCGUUCCUGAGAUGCAGCGGAGCAAUCUGGCCCCUGUCAUCCUGCAGCUGAAAGCGCUGGGGAUCGACAACGUCCUCAGGUUCCACUUCAUGUCGCCCCCUCCAGCACAGUCGAUGGUUCAGGCGUUGGAGUUACUCUAUGCUCUGGGAGGGCUGGACAAAGACUGUCACCUGACUGAGCCGCUUGGCAUGAGAAUAGCAGAGUUUCCUUUGAAUCCCAUGUUUGCAAAAAUGCUGCUUGAAUCAGGAAAUUUUGGCUGUUCUCAGGAAAUUCUAAGCAUUGCCGCCAUGAUGCAGAUCCAGAAUGUCUUUGUGGUCCCCUCAAACCAGAAGUCUCAGGCGAUUCGAAUGCACCGAAAAUUUGCUGUGGAGGAGGGUGAUCAUCUUACCAUGCUCAAUGUGUAUGAAGCGUUCAUCAAGCACAAUAAGAACCCCCAGUGGUGUCAGGCGUAUUUCCUGAAUUACAAGGGUCUCGUCAGAGCCGUGACAGUGAGGGAGCAAUUGAAAAAGCUUCUUGUCAAGUUUCAAGUGCCCAAGAAAUCCAGUGAAGGUGAUCCAGAUCCGGUUCUGAGGUGCAUCGUUUCCGGAUUUUUUGCAAAUGCUGCGAGGUUUCAUUCUACUGGAGCUUAUAGGACCAUCCGUGACGAUCAUGAAUUGCACAUCCACCCUGCAUCGGUCCUCUACGCAGAGAAGCCGCCCCGCUGGGUUAUCUACAAUGAAGUUAUCCAAACCUCCAAGUAUUACAUGAGAGAUGUGACCGCCAUCGAAUCUGCUUGGUUAUUGGAGCUGGCUCCUCACUUUUAUCAACAAGGAACGCCUCGUGUGUGGAGAGGAACCAUCACCGUCAGAGGCUUGCAACCACGAAAUCACGGCCUUGGCCCGGGGCCUUCUUUACGCGUAUCUGCAGGACCACGUGACCUCAUCAGAGAGCAAUGACCCAGCCUGGCUGAGAGAGGCCAGCAGGGCCCGAUGGCCUAGCAAGCUCACAAGACUUUGUCCCCAAGUCAUUCGACAAGAAUGAGUCCCCUCAAGCCCCACAUGGAUUUUCAGAUAUUGUUAGUGGAAUUUCCACAGUACUGCAGUGUCCUCCUGAAGCCAGCUGCUCGGGUGAGACGGUGGAGGGGAGUGGUGUCCUGGAGGCGCAGGGAUGGGCGCUUUCUGUGCUCGUUCACACUCCGCUGGUUCUUUCUUGCAGCUGGUCUUCCUGAGGGCUGGAUGGAGCCAUCACUAGGAGCCCCCUGGUCCAGCCAGUGCUCCUGCCCAUCUCAGUACAGUCAUCAGAUGCCGGCUGAGCACCUGGGCUGCGUGCAUGGCACAGGGAUGGGGGUGGAGAUGUUUGAUGACGAGUGACUGGGUGAGGGGACCAGCACGGAGGCAGGGGACGAGGAUGACAGUGUUGAGAGAUUGCAGAGGCCACGGCGGAAGGUAGAAGCCAGGCAACAUCCAAAAGAAGCCUCCCCACAGCAAGACCCUUUCCUUGUGAACGUACAGAUCGUGCUCACGUUCUGCUGCCCUGUCUGUCCCCUCCCAGUUGAGCCUUUCACUUUGGCAAUGAACGUGGAGAGUCCCCCCAGUCCCCCAGCUCCACGCUCUGGCAUCAGCACAGCCUGCCACCAGCGCUGUUUUCCCUUGGUGGCCCAUGUGCUUCCAUUCAGUCUGGGUUCCCUUGCCUUCUGGCCCUGUUCCCAGCUCUGUUUUUCAGGACGCAGUGCUGACGGCUUCUGGUCACUCAUUUCGUGGGGUUGAGUGGUGCGGCACUGGUCUGAGGUGCCUAAAUUCGGAUGACCGAGAGACCCCAUCCUGGAGCUGUUGAACCAGAUCUCUGACUGUGGGACCUGGGAGUCUGCAGUUGGAAAAGCUCCAGUCCAGAUGAUUCUAGUCAUGUGGUGGAUUGGGAACCACUGAUAAAACAGACAGAAGUCAUGAGGACAUCAACCCAGGGAGGGAGGUGAGCCACCAGCUGGGCAGCCAGGAGGAGCAUCAGACUUGAGUGACAGUUUUUAUACAGGUGGUACCCUAACCUAUACCAGGAUCCACCCCAAGACCACUGGCCUGUUCCCCUAAAGCUCUGAUCAGUGGGGUUGGAAUUCAACUCCAGGCAGGUUGUGAUGGUGGGCACCAAUGUCAGCCCACGGUGAGUUUUCCCGACUGCCCUCUCCAAGUGACAAAUGUAAUAAUAAGCAUUUCGUAAAGCUUAAAGUUAUUCUAUAUAAAAGAUAGUCCCAUCCUUCAGGUUUUUUUUGUG